UCAUUGCUACGCAUCGAUGAUCAAUUCAUAAAUUAUUCAUGAAUACUUAUAAUUAGUUUUAUAAUCGGAAACAUAGUGUUGUGUGUUGUGCAGUGUUUUUAGUUUGCUUUUCAGGAUUUCUAACAUCAAUUUUAUCUGUUUUAUUAUCUUAAAACAUUUAAAAUUGAAGAUACAUUCAUCAAAAAUUCAUUACUUCUGUUCAUCUUCAGGGAUUUUCUUAAUUUUUAUGCCAACUCCUUUUUUUACAUUUCCUAGUUAACUGUCGGUUUUACAUAGAUUGGAGUACUUCAAAAUUACAAAUUCUUUUGAUUCAAGGUACUGUCAGCGACCUAUGAUAAUGUAAUUCACGAAUGCAACAGGAAAGUGCGAAGGGAAAUUAAAUAAUUUUGUUCCACUGAAUGAAAUAUUCUACAAGUCGACUGCAAUAUUCAUCUUUCCGCCAUGACAUUUAUCUCCGACAGUUUCUCCAGGAUAUCUAAAAAAUUCCUUGACACAGUUUUUGAAAAAGCUGGUAGUUAGUUAUUAGUAUUGCGAGUUCGAGUUUUUCAUUUAAAACUUUAUUUUUUAGUCGUUGAAAAAUAUUAUAUUUAAUUCUCAUCAUACGCAUCCUAGUACAUAUAUUAGUAGAUAAUUUGUGGUGUUCGCGUACGGAGGAAAGUUUUCGUGGAAAUCAGUUAAAAAUUUUAUAAAUUUAUCAAAUAGACCGAUGCAUUUUCUAUCGAAUAGAACGCGACAGAGUAGGGCAACAUUUUCACCCUAAUGUUUUGUUUCCUCCUACGUGCUCGGCUAAAACCGCGAAAGAACGUUGGAUGCUACUCCAACAAUUUUCUACGGUGGGUAUUCGUCGUUUGAUACUCUUAGGACUGCUGCACUAUCUUUGUAUAUGUAUACUUUUAUGUUACACCGACACAGAGAAGAGCUCAGUUAUCUUAUGUACUUAAGGUGCGGUUCGGGACCAAACCUCCCAGUGCAGGAAAAUGUCGUAGCAUUCUAGUGUUUCAGGUUUUUCAUCAGCAAUCUUGCUAACGUAUGGGUCAAUCUGAGUGGUCUUAUUAUCAUGAUAAGAGCCCUCCUUCCCUUAUUUCCAAUUUUAUUUAAAAAUUGUCAGAGUAUUUUUCGAGGAGAAAGACAUGAAAAAAUUGCAAAGCUGUUUGGACAACUGCGGACUUUUUUAAUCGAGCCUUUUGAUAGUUGGAAAACACAUUAGACGGUAUUAUCCAAAAUUAUCAGUCCAAUACCUGCUCAGAUUGGAGAUGAUCUGCUAGAACGUCAAAUUCCUCCAGGGAGACUAUUCAAUGGAUUAAGUUGGAUUGCCACAAGUACCAUUUCAGCUAUGAAUAAUCAGUGAUAAAGGGGUGAACGUGUAAAUUAUUAGAGAGAUUAAUUUUAAUAGGAUUGACGUAUAUUCAACAGUUAAUUGUGUUCUGAAUAGUGUGAUUACCCUUAGUAAUAAAGACAACGAAAUGGCAAGUGUCAUGGGUCUGCGACGUCGCGUUCCAGUGAAUACACCAUCUGUAUUACCACCUGUGUCUUCCAAAAGAUCAAGAUUAGAAAAUAAUAACAAUCCGUCACAUGGUAAUUUAAAUUCGUUGAAUAAUCGGGAUGAGCCAGCGUCAGCACAAAUACCAGUUAAGAAAUCACGCAAUGCCUCAAACAGUAUUAGAAACAAUGCAGGUGGGGGUGUAGAAACAACACAAGUGUCAAGGAGUCGUGGAUCAUCAAAGUAUCGGAUAAAAAGUUCCAUAAAUGCACCACCACCACUACCAUCAUCAUCAUCAUCAUCAUCAUCAUCAUCAUCAUCAUCAUCAUCAUCAUCAUCGUCAUCAUCAUCAUCAUCGUCAUCACCGUCAUUAUCAUCACCACCGUCAUCAUCAUCGUCAGUAGCACACACGCUAUCAACAAAUACCAAUGGACCAGAUGAGUGUUCAGAGCAGGAAAUUAAUAGCUUCAAUGCUCUAACAUCAGCACCAUGGUCAGUGACGAGUACCAUGGCAGACUCAUCCGUUACAUAUGGAACAAUAUCGGGUCUAGUUCCGACAUCACAGGCCAGUUUAUGCACCCCGAGUCUUGCAAUACAAACGCCAAUUCCCUACAUGGCAACAUCUAUGGCAACAUUCGUUGGUACAGCAACCAAUCUCAACAAAAACUCGUCAGUGUCGUAUCUAGAUAUAUCGAAUAUGACAAGUGGCUCACUUGGUACUACUUCUACUAACACCGCUAUCAGUGCUACGUAUGGUAAUAAUAAAAAUUCAACGCCUGAUAGCAAGACACCUGUUUCACUUCCAUUUUCCGGUCUUGUGCCAACCUCUCUACCAUACAGCAGUAGUAAAACAUCGCAAACAAAUGUAGAUCUUAAGGUUUCGUCAACCAAAUUUCAAAAUGAGACGAUGUUCAAUACAUAUCAGCCGUGGGUUAUUAAGACUUAUGGUGAUCUUGCUAAAACAAAGACCAUUACCAUAAAAAAAUAUGCAAGAAUAUUGCGAACAUUGCGGGGUGAGGAGAUUAAUAGCGCUGAGAAUAGUAAAUUCAGAUUUUGGGUUAAGAGCAAGGGUUUCCAUAUUGGCCAACCGGAAGGAUAUGAUGCUAAACCGGCGGACAGGAUAAUGGGACGUCAUGCUGUCACGGGUCCUGGAUUAGAUCCAUCUCUCUACGUACCAACUCAAUUACCCCACAAUAAGGCAUUGAGCAAUUCCGAUGGCUCAGUAUCUCCAGGAAGAGUUUACAAGAAGGUUGCCAUUGUUGAGAAUUUCUUCGACAUUAUCCACGCUGUUCACGUUGAUCUGGAGGGUCGGCCAGGAAAGCACGCUGGCCAGAAACGUACUUACAGGACGAUUACUGAGACAUAUGCUUUCCUACCUCGUGAAGCUGUCACAAGGUUUCUUCUCGGUUGUACAGAGUGUCAGCGACGUCCACGAACACCGAGUCCAACAAAUAUUGCGGCUCAAUCGCAAAAUGCAACAACAACGCCAUCGAUACCCCCAGCAUCCACUAAUCAUUCAACUGCUGUUACACCUUUGAGUCCAACAGCAGCAACAUCAGUCUCAGCAUCCCCAUUACAAAGUGGCCUGAGGCCCCGGGAAGCAAGUCAUCCACCGGACAAUAAAACUUUAUUCAAUUACAGGCAUACUAAACAACAGAGAGGUACAGCUACCGUUAUUGAAAGAAUUCAUAAAAAUAAAGAGGAUGAGAGGAGGGAGGGGGAAAGAACAAAGGAGGAAAAAUAUAAUCCCCUGAGUAUCACCAACUUGUUAAAGAAGGAGCCACCUACACUCACGACUACUAAUACGGAAAGUCGGAACGACUUAAGACGUACACCUGAAUCAGACAGAGGAAGUUCAGGAAGUUCUAUAUCAUCAAAACGAAGGAGAAUGCUUCCAAAAGGUCGUACACCAUCGCCACCACCUAGCACACCUCUUGCCAGGCCCUGGAGUCCAGGAUUAGAUCCUAAAGAGAUUCCAGUUGAUUAUAGUCUUCCCAUUACGACGACAUAUCUAAAGCAUCAGCAAAGGAUUAAAGCUGAGAAGGCGAAAGCAGUCGAGGAAGCAGUGGCAGCACAAGUAGUGGCGGUCGUGGCAACAGUUACCGCUGGUGCUUCGCACCAACGACAAAUCGAGGAAGAAACGAGACCAUCACCUUUGGUGAUAGAUCAAGGCGAUGCCGAGAGAGAGAGAUUCUCACCAGCAACUGGAUUAAUCGAUACAAACCUCAAUUUACUUGCUACUAUCCAGCAAUUGCAUUGUCAGGUCAUGGUAGCUUUGACCGAGAGACUCAGGCCCUCUGCAGGAGCAUCCCCUUUGAUCUUACCAUCAACCGCUGGCAUACUGCCGAUCCUCUCCAUUGGCUCAGAUAGAUCGAUAUCUACGCCACUAACACACAAUCAUUCGUGAAGAUGCCAAUCUAUGCAAGCAGAUUUACGAAGUUAAUUACAAGUUGCUGAGGUUAUCUCAAUUUGUACCUUCUAUUUUCUUGGCUAAUCUUUAUACAUUGCCUUGAUGAUAUGUUCCAUUUGUACAUCCAAUCUAUCAUUCAUGAACUCUAUUAAAUACGUUCCAUGCCAUUAUCGAAUGCUGAAUAAACUAGUCGUCAAAAUAUCCAAUUGUCUUUUUGAAUCUUGCAUUAUCAUAUUGGUCGAAAUGAUGUUCGAUUAGUGAUUAUUCGCAAUUCUAAUAUCAACAGCGUAAAAAAUAUAACUCCAAGUGAUAUAAAUCUUCAUCACCUAUGUUUCCUUCUUCAAAAAUAUUUUCUCUUAAUGUCAAUGGAAAAAUAUCGAAUCAAUCUUUUAUUAAUGUUAAUCGUUUCCUCCGGCAUCCAUCGGAGCAGAUAACAAGAGAUCAUCAAAAUUAUCAUGCGAUUCAAGUUAAACAUUCAAAGAAUUUUUUUUUCCCAGUAUUCCAACGAUUGUUCUAAAAUCGAUUCAGAUCUUUAAUAUAAAUGUGAUCAAUUGUACCCUUUUUGAUCCAGCGUUAAUAAUGCUAGUGCUUCAUGAGGGUAAUCGUCCACCAUAUUCAGUGAUUUCCCAUCGUCAAGUGAAGUGAAUGAUGCGCAGUUGCCCUUUAGUACCGAGCAUAUUGCGAUUACUGUUGAAUAGCAUUUGUAGAUUUUUUCUUUCGUAUUUGUUCCACCACGAGCGAUAUAUAGAUAUAGAGAAUCAUUUGAAUUUGUAAAAAUUGAUUAUUUUUAUAUAAAAAAAAAAGUUAUUCCACAAGAUGUAUAUUUAAAUUGAAAAUAACUUAAAAAUGAGGGGUACUUUAACAUGCAUGUGGAAGAACAUUAUAAACUUUUCCUUUGUUCCCGUAAAUAGAUGUAUUUCAAUGUUUUUUUCUCACGACGACAUCAUCCGUCAGAUAUGAUCAAAAAAUGCAUGAUUAUACAGGGAUUUACUGAGAGUAGCCCACUUUACCCUUUCAUUCAACGCCGACGUUUCUUUUUCGUUGGUUUUUCGUCUCUCUCUCUCUCUCUCUCUCUCUCUC
Diachasmimorpha longicaudata is the source of this 4970-nucleotide messenger RNA. Its product is annotated as mucin-5AC-like. The record is from RefSeq and is a predicted model, not a curated record. Lineage: Eukaryota; Metazoa; Arthropoda; Insecta; Hymenoptera; Braconidae. Bases 1464 to 3887 code for a protein of 807 amino acids. The transcript has 4 exons.